Messenger RNA from Drosophila grimshawi, 1581 nucleotides. RefSeq names its product hsc70-interacting protein 1. Gene Ontology annotation, molecular function: Hsp70 protein binding; protein dimerization activity. The coding region runs from base 169 to 1353 and encodes 394 amino acids. NCBI's taxonomy places the organism in Eukaryota, Metazoa, Arthropoda, Insecta, Diptera, Drosophilidae. The record is from RefSeq and is a predicted model, not a curated record. The transcript has 3 exons.
CCAUCAAGUUGUUUCGAACAAACGGUCACACUGACAACUGGAGAAGAAAAGAAAAAACUUUAGUUUCAGCAUUUUGUGCGAGACGCAUAUCACACACAUAUUUAACUAAGAAUAUUGCUAUAUAUAUAUACAUAUAUAUAAUCGAUCGCAAACAAGAAGAAAAAAAAAAUGGCGAUGCCAAUGCAAGACGAACAUCCAUUCAAGCUUAGGAGCUUUAUUGAUUUUGUCAGUACAAAUCCGACGGUUCUGAAUAUGCCCCAAUUGAAGUAUGUCAAGGAUUUCAUCGAGAAGUUCGGUGGCAAAGUGCCUGAAGGUGAAUUCAAACCGGAAGCUGGCAAAUGCCCCUUUGCCGACGAGAAUGAAAAGCCGGCACCAAGCGCCGAUCCAAUUGUUUCAGAUGAGAGCGCUGAAGAUGAAAGCACCUCGGAGCCAGAAUCCGAUGUCGAAUUGGAUAUGGAAGGCGUUAUUGAAGCCGACAGCGAUCCCGCCCAGCCAAUGGGAGAUUCGGGUAAGACACCCACCGAAGAGGAAAUCGAUCAGGCUGGCGAUUUGCGUGCCCAGGCAGCCGGUGCAUAUAGCGAACAGAAAUUCGAUGAGGCCAUCGGCUUCUAUACGAAGGCUAUUGAACUGAAUCCGGGCAAUGCACUGUUCCAUGCGAAGCGCGGCCAGGCGUUCCUCAAGCUGAAAAAGCCGAAUGCCUGCAUACGCGACUGUGACAAGGCACUGGAGCUGAACUGUGAUUCGGCGGCGGCAUACAAGUUUCGUGGACGUGCCCAUCGUCUGCUCGGACAGUUCGAGGAGGCGGCAAAGGAUUUGCGGCAGGCGUGCAAGCUCGACUUUGAUGAGGAGGCCGACGAGUGGCUGCGCGAGGUCACACCCAAUGCCAAGAAGAUCGAACAGCAUCGCAUCAAGUUGGAGCGCAAACAGGCUGAGCGCAAAAUGAAUGAUCGCAAGCGUGCACAGCGCAAGGCGGGCAAAGGGCAGGAGGACCAACCUGCUGCUGCUGGCGGCGAAUUUCCAGGUGCUUUCGGCGACCCGUUAGCCGGUUUUGAUGUGAACGGUUUAUUAUCCAAUUUAAAGGAUCCCGAAGUGAUGGCUGCGGCGCACGAUAUAAUGGCCAAUCCGGCCAACAUUUCCAAAUAUAUGUCGAAUCCGAAGAUAUUCAAUUCAAUCAAGAAGUUCUUCCCCGGCCAAUUCCCGGCCUGUUUCGCCGACGCCGAUCCGAAGGCUGGCGGCGCUGACAACGGUGCUGGUGCUUCUUGCGACGCCGACGGCGGCGCCAAGGCACCCAACAGCAGCGAACCAAAAGCCAAGAAGGAAUCGCCAGGCUACGUUGACGAUGGACUCGAUUAAGAAGUGAAGCAAACAAAAGAAACAACAAGAAAACCAGCAGCAGCGACACCAACAACAACAUACAUCAAAAUAUAUACAAAAUUACCAACAAAAACAAACAAAAAACAUACAUAAACAAUACAUAGAAACAAACAUACGAAUUAGAGCAGGACAGCAAACAAGUUCGAUCUGGAAUGGAAGAAUAUAUAUAUAUAUAUAUAUAUAUACAUACACAUAUACAUAACGAUA